This is a messenger RNA of Alternaria incomplexa, 1764 nucleotides long. RefSeq lists its product as uncharacterized. The record is from RefSeq and is a predicted model, not a curated record. NCBI's taxonomy places the organism in Eukaryota, Fungi, Ascomycota, Dothideomycetes, Pleosporales, Pleosporaceae. Gene Ontology annotation, molecular function: catalytic activity. The transcript has 3 exons. The coding region runs from base 1 to 1764 and encodes 587 amino acids.
AUGUCAAAUACUAUGACGAACGGUCAUACGAACGGCACGAAUGGUAGCCACAAGGACUACUCUGUCCCCCGCGAAACCCAACACAUCUUCGAAAAGGGCAUAUUAAGCAAUCCCCUCAUUGCUCCAACAUUACCCAUCGACAUCGCAGAAUGCGCAAAGACAGUCCAGUUCAAAGGCAGCGAUAAGCCCAGUAUACCCAUCAACUGGCGCUUCGCCGAAAGCAUCUCGGCACUCAAGGGGCUGGAAGCCGCCAUGAUCAACGUCCUUCUGAAGCAGAAAUAUGGACUGGAACCCCAAGAAGCUGUCAUAGAUACCGACCAUGCGCAACUCUUCUUCAUGUCGAUCCUAUUGAACGUCAUCGAUCCCGAUGGCGAACACAUCGAGUUCUUGACCAAACCAUUCGCGAGUGGAUCGGACGCAUACAACAGAUAUUUCAAGAACUGCGAUCUGCAUGAUACUAGUAGGACUCCGUAUCGCGUGGCGGCUACGAACAUCUACCGGUGCGAAGAUGGAAGGUACUUCCAUUUACAUGGCUCCAUGAACCCUGAACCCACACAAGAGAGUGUUGGGUUACCGCAUGAUAUGGACUUGGCUGAGUCGGAGGAUCCAUGGAAACCGUACGAAGAGAAGCUAGCAAGCAUUGAAUCUGACGAGAUGCAAAGGUUGGCAUCGGACGUCUACAAGCAAGCUGGUACCAUCUGCUGGACAACCGAGGAGUUCAAGAAUAGCGAACAUGGAAAAGCGAACGCCCAUGUAGGCCUCUACGAGAUUCACGACGUCAAGAACCAGAAACAGCCAGCGUGUUGGUGGCCAAAUAGUUCGGAGACAGGUGUAAAGAGGCCACUCGCAGGUCUCAAAGUCGUCGACCUGACCCGCGUAAUUGCUGCUCCAGCUCUAACCCGAGGCCUUGCCGAACUGGGUGCUUCGGUGAUGCGAGUAACAGCUGAGCACGUUACUGACAUGUCCAUGCUACACGUCGAUCUCAGCUGGGGAAAGUGGAACUCGCAUCUAGAUUUCCGGAAUGAAGAGGAUAGAGAGAAGCUGCGCGCUUUAGUCCGAGAAGCCGACGUCGUCGUACAAGGCUAUCGGCCUGGCGUGUUGGAAAAAUAUGGUUUCUCUCCUGAGGGCCUACUCGACCUGACGAAAGAUCGAGAGCGAGGUCUCAUUGUUGUGCGGGAGAACUGCUAUGGCUGGUAUGGUCCCUGGUCGUAUCGCAGCGGGUGGCAACAAAUCUCUGACGCGUGCUGUGGCGUAUCGAUGGAGUUUGGACGAGCCAUGGGCAAUGACGAGCCUGUGACACCAGUUUUCCCCAACAGCGACUUCUGCACUGGUACUUCUGGCGUCAUCGCCGUCUUGAACGCGAUAAUUCGAAGGGGUACUGAAGGCGGCUCCUACAAAGUCGAUAUUGCCUUGAACUACUACUCCCAAUGGUUGGUAAACAGCGUCGGCACCUACCCUACAGAUGUCUGGGAAGAUGUCUGGACACGCAAUGGCCGCCAAGUAUUCCGCCAUUACCACAACAUGCAGUAUACGUUGCCGCGCUACAUGAAGAUGCUAUUCGAGAACUCAGGAUCCGUGCUCUUCAAACCCGAUUUCUUCGAGAUGCGACACGCGGGCGCGAUCGGCAAAGACGUAAAGGGAGUCAAGCCCAUUAUCCAAUACCCACAAGGGAAGGUGGAGUUGGGAUAUAAUGUAGGGACGCGAGGAAAUGGUGUCGAUAAGCCAGUGUGGCCAAAGAGCCUGAUGACCGAGGUUGUCGCGUAA